AUGGCAAGCGAAAAUGGUCAAUGGUAUUGGAAUGCAGCUCAAAACCCUUUUUCUCCAAAUACACCAGCUCAAUGGACAGCAUAUUCUACAGAAGACAAUGCUAAAAUUGAACAGAGUUUAAAAAAUAAAGAUACAAAAGCUGAGCUUGCCAAUCAUCAUAUAUUUUUUAAAGAACGUAUGCAAGUACAUAAAUCAGAUUUUCAAAAACAAAGACCAGUUAAACGAGACCCACCACCACCAAAAUAA
Adineta steineri is the source of this 246-nucleotide messenger RNA. The record is from the annotation of a GenBank genome assembly. Lineage: Eukaryota; Metazoa; Rotifera; Eurotatoria; Adinetida; Adinetidae.